This is a messenger RNA of Tripterygium wilfordii, 3062 nucleotides long. RefSeq lists its product as uncharacterized. The coding region runs from base 182 to 2086 and encodes 634 amino acids. The record is from RefSeq and is a predicted model, not a curated record. The transcript has 14 exons. NCBI's taxonomy places the organism in Eukaryota, Viridiplantae, Streptophyta, Magnoliopsida, Celastrales, Celastraceae.
CGGCAUCGGAUUUGCCGCCUCAUACCCACGACCCAAACGCUCCUCUAGGUUCUCUGUUUCCUCCUCCACAAAUUAACAAUCUCACACUCUCUCUGGUUCACAAAUACCAUGCCAACUCUAAUCCCUAAUUAAAACCUAAAUUUGAAUUCGGUCACUGUCUUCAUGGACACACUCUUUCUUCAUGAACUCUCUCGCUUUCACGCUCUCUCCCUCCUUCGCAUCAUCUCAUCUUCGACUCCCUCCUCGGAGAACACGAUGCAGUUGUUCUCUCUCCGCGCCGGUAACGAGAGGCAAUGCGAAAAAGAAUGGAUCUAUAAUUCUCUGGUUCAAGCAGGAUCUCCGAAUCGACGAUCAUCCGGGCCUCGUAGCCGCCUCCGACUAUCAGGCCGUGGUUCCUCUUUACGUCUUCGAUCGUCGGAUUCUUUCUCGCUAUUCUGAUGAAAUGCUAGAACUGCUUCUUUUUGCAUUGAGAGAUUUAAGGAAGUCGUUGCAGGAACAAGGGUCUAAUCUGAUGAUAAGGUUUGGGAGAGCAGAAAGUGUCAUACAAGAGCUCUUAAAAGAGGUUGAAGCGACUCAUAUAUUUUCUGAAGAAGAGGUAGAUUACCACCUGUGCGAGGUGAUAUAUCUUGUGGAGCAUAUGUUGGCUACCAUACCUACCCCUGAGAGGAGUCCUAGGAAAAUUUUUUGGCAGACUCCCUUCUAUGAUAUUAAGAAUGUGAAAGACAUGACUGAAUCAUACGAGGAAUUUGUGAAGCUUCAAUUGCCCAUAACUUCAUGUCUCCAGCCUCCAGUUUUACCUGGUGCUAGCACUGACUUGGACUGGGGUUCUCUGCCCACAUUUGAUGAUCUAAAGGAAUUUAUGGUUCAAAAUAAAUGCCACUCAAGAGAAAGUUGGGCACUGAUCAAGGAAACUUCGGCUCAAUCCGCAUUGAGAAGGAAGUUGUCCAAAUUUGAGGGAACCUAUCAGAAUAAUUCAAAUUUGAUGAAGACAAAGGGGAGUCCAUUAGGUGGAUCUGUUUUUGUCACGCAGAAUCCAUAUGUUGUGGGACCUGGGACAAAUGCAGUAUUAAAUGCAUUGGCUGCUUAUUUGAGAUAUUUGGAGGGAACGGCUCGAUAUGAUUGGCAAGAGGUGCAUGAUAGAUUACGCACUGUUGAAACUCGGGAUGGAGCUUCAUUUGCUGCACUCUUUGGCCGGGCCCUCCAUCUGGGUACUGUAUCUAGAAGGAGAGUGUAUUAUGAAGCAAUCAAGUAUGAAAGAGAGAGAAAUGCUGGUUUUCUAUCUCCCUUUGGAUAUUCAGCGGCCACUGUAGCUGCAGCAGUUGAUGCUGUUUGCUCAAUGGAGUGGUAUUGGCUUUUGGCCCAGAAAAGUCAGAUAGAUCAUGGAGCAUAUUCAAUUAGGAUAUGGAGAUGGAAUGGCCACUUAAUUCAGUAUACGUCUGUUGGUCAUGAAGGUCCGGCUAUCCUUCUUGUGCAUGGUUUUGGUGCUUUUCUGGAGCACUACCGUGACAACAUUAACAGUAUAUCAGAAGGGUAUUUUGUUUCUAUCGUUGCUUGUCUUUGGCCUGUUUUAGCCAAGUCACUUGUCCUCAUCAAUAGUGCGGGAAACAUUAUACCACAGUAUACUUCUCUGCAGUUCUCUGAGGAGAGGCGAACUUCAGGGAUGGUGUGGCUAGGUGCCCGAAUUCUUUUGUUUUACUUGAGGUUGAACAUCAAGAGCAUAGUGAAGAAUUGCUAUCCAACUAAGGCUGAGCGUGCUGAUGAUUGGCUUACCAAUGCAAUGCUAAGGGCAUCCCAUGAUCCUGGUGUCUUGGUGGUCCUGGAGAGUAUUUUCAGUUUCAAUCUCUCACUUCCUCUUAACUUCCUCUUGAAGGAAUUCGAGGAAAGGGUUCUAAUCAUACAGGGAACAAAAGAUCCAAUCUCAGACUCUAAGUCCGAACUUGCUCUGAUUAAAGAGCAUUGUCCGGGGAUCAUAAUCAAGGAAUUAGAUGCUGGCCACUGCCCCCAUGAUGAGCAGCCAGAACAAGUGAAUUUAAUCAUUUGUGAAUGGGUAAUGUCAGCUGAAAGCAAAAUUCUGGCUGAGAGAUGAUUGUAGUUCUGUUGGUGCCUCACAGCUUCUUGUAUUUGUAAGACCCACUCUUUUUGCCGCUAUCCCUUCUCUUUCUUGAUUUUUCAUAGCCUCCAUUACGAAUCCUAAGUGUGGAAUUGGAUAGUUUCACCCACUCACAUCUACACACUGACACCUCAAUGUUUCCUUGCAUAUUAAGACCUGUACUCAUAUUUACACCCAAAACCUUAAUUUCAGCCACUAAUUUCUCCCAAACAUGACCUCAUUUCUCUCUUCCAUAAUUCGCCUCCACUAAUUUCAGCCAGCCCAUAAUUUUCUUCACUCAACAGUGUCUCUUCUAGGCCAUCCAUUUCCUGCUUGGUCUAUUUGUAUGGUUGAUUUCCUUCAUUUGGUUUGUUCCAAAAUCCUGUUUUUGUGGCUCAUGGGUUUGUUUAUAUCUCUGCUUCACAGGUUAACAGUAGUGAUUGUUUCCAAAUGUGGUUUCCAAUGGUUUACUGCAGUUCUCUCCGUAAUAAUACUGCAUUUUGACCAAGUUCACUAUAACCCUUUGACCAAAAGCUCAUUCUGAGGAAGAAAAAAAAUUCAUUUCCCCCUUCAUCCUUGAACUUUUUUAUAUAUUUUUUUCCUCCUUUCAGUUCCCCUUUUUCUUCUUCAUCAUCUUGUUAUUUUUGUGCCACUUUCGAUCUCUAUUUCCCGAUCAGCCAAGUUUCAUACAUUUGUUUAGCAGGUUCAACUAUGUUGACUUGCACAGUUAAUGUUGGUUUAUGCUUUUCAUCUUUCGACGAAACGUAGCCUUCCUUGCCUUUUGCAACUAAAGUUCUUGGUCAAGGAGAAAGAAGAAAAUAAUUGAACCAUCCUGAAGCCGUAUGCACAUCUGCACUUUUGUUAAUGUCUGACUAGUAAAAUCCUGUGCCUAGAUAAGGUUCAUAUGUGAGUUCAGAAAAUGGUCAAUGAACUUUGAAAUCUGAUGGUAAUUUCGAUCACCAUAAGCAAUGAA